AUGUCUAUACUUGUUGAACUGGCUAAGUCAGAGCAGAGAAAUCCCCCUCAAAAAUCUUCUCCAAUAAUCGCACAGAAAUUCCUUCAAGCUAUCUACAACCGCCACAGCUGUAGGUCACAGCGCUCCUGGGGCGAGUUCAACCGCUGCAACGGUUUGCUACAUUUUUCUAAUUGUUCCUUAUUGAUUGGCCAAAACGUGCACCGUUCUGCAACUGUGUCGAAACGUUUCAUAUGUCUUGAACUCGCCCCUGUGCUCGGAGCAGCAUCAGCCAAUCAGAAAAUAGAUUGUUCUGUUGUUGGGGAGACGCGAGUUUCAGCUACAAGCGCGCGCUGCACCUGCAAAAUUGUGAGUGAUCUAGAGAGCGACCUGGAGCGAACGGGAGAACUGAAAGAACUGGAGAACUGUCGGGACUCAGGACCAUCAGCAUGUCAGGGAAGAAACAGAAGAGCCUCCUUUCCUUCUGGGAAGCCAAGGCUCAGAAAACAAAGGCAGGGAGGACAAAAGCUGAAUGUGGGUUUUACAACCAGGGCAACCCUCAACCAGCUCCUAGAGGCUGGAGAUGUCACUCCACAGCAGGUGGAGAGAUUCCACCAGGCUGUCUUGGCAUUUUUGACAGGGGCAGUUGAAUAUGCCAUGGCAAAACUGCCCCUUAAAGAUAGUCUCCUGAAACACGCCAGGUUUGUGGAUGUGCAGCAGAGGGCAGACUGUGAAGUCAAUGAUGCUGCAUACUUUGUGGAUCGGUUCACCAAACUGCUUCCAUAUCAUGAACCCCAAGACCAAGACCAACUUGCAGAGGAGUUUCAGGACUACCAGUUAAUGGAGGUCCCAAUGCCCGAACACCAAACGGAAUUUGACGUUGAGGCUUUCUGGGAAGGCAUGAGUUCACUUAAGAAUAGGGUGACUGGAAUGAGCAGAUUUCCCAGGCUGUCUGCAAUUGCCAAAUUAGUUUUAAUUCUCCCCCACUCCAAUGCAGAUGCUGAGAGGGUUUUUUCCAUGGUGGGCUUGAACAAGACCAAAACAAGAAACGCCUUGGCCCUGGACGGAACCCUCUCAGCAAUCAUGACAGUGAAAAUGGCUGGCAUUGAACCUCACUGCUUUAAGUGGGAGCCCCCAGUGUCAGUAAUUAAGGCAUCUAAAUCUGCCACAAACACUUACAACACACAGCAUCACUCAUAAACGCACUCACACACAAUAUCCACCAUUGUUCAGUGGGGCCCUUUGGGGCUAUAUUUGUGUUUUUUGCCUUUAUUGAAUUUGAAAUGGAAAUGUUUAUGCAUAAUAAAGAACAAAACAUAUUUUACUGUAUUAUUAUUUGUUAUGGAAUAA
Molecule: messenger RNA, 1326 nt
Organism: Neoarius graeffei (lesser salmon catfish)
Lineage: Eukaryota; Metazoa; Chordata; Actinopteri; Siluriformes; Ariidae
Exons: 6
Coding region: 1-1176 (391 amino acids)
Molecular function (GO): protein dimerization activity
Source: RefSeq, a predicted model, not a curated record